UAAAACAAAGCUUCCAUUUUUAUUUUUUUCUUAGAUCGAUGCAUUAAUGGAACAUAAAUUUAAUAAAUAUUCGUGUUAACUGAAUCUGAAUUUCGGGGUGUCAAUUUUCCUUUUUGUAAAAAAAAUUAAAAAAUUUGUGAUUUUUAUAAUACAGGAAUACACAAUAAAGUGAAUGAAAUAUUAUGUGAAGGGGCCAAAAGAGGAUGGAAUUAGCCUCUUCUAUUCUUAUUCUUACUCUGCCUCCUCUCAGAUCUUAGUGUGUAUUUUUUUCUUUUUGCUAGAUUUGGCACUUGGCUUUCUUUUGAUCGGUUAAGUUAAAUUCUUUCUUGACCAGUUGAUUGUCUGUGGAAGGAUCUGUUGUUUUUUUUUUUUUUUGUUUAUUUCCAAAUUUCGAAUCGGAUUACAAUUUUAUUGUUAAAAUAAGAAGAAAAAGAUGUCGGAGAGUGGUAGUAAACUUUUUAUUGGUGGAAUAUCUUGGGGCACCGAUGAAGACCGUCUCAAGGAGUAUUUCAGUAGUUUUGGUGAAGUAGUAGAGGCAGUGAUCAUGAAGGACCGGACCACGGGGCGUGCUCGUGGUUUCGGUUUCGUUGUUUUUGCUGACCCCGCUGUUGCUGAGAGAGUUAUCAAGGAGAAACACAAUAUUGAUGGCAGGAUGGUCGAGGCAAAAAAGGCAGUUCCUAGGGAUGACCAGAAUAUUAUGAGUAGAAGCACUAGUAGCAUCCAUGGUUCACCUAGUCCAGGUCCCACAAGAAAGAUUUUUGUAGGAGGCUUAACCUCGACAGUCACGGAGAGUGACUUUAAGAAGUAUUUUGAUCAGUUUGGGAAUAUCAUAGACGUUGUGGUAAUGUAUGACCACAACACCCAAAGACCGAGGGGUUUCGGAUUCAUCACUUAUGAUUCAGAAGAGGCAGUUGACAAAGUGUUAUUAAAAAAAUUCCAUGAACUGAAUGGUAAAAUGGUUGAGGUUAAAAGAGCAGUUCCCCGAGAGUUAUCACCUGGUCCUAGUCGCAGCCCCUUAGGUGGAUAUAACUAUGGUCUGAAUAGGGUCAACAACUUUCUUAAUGGCUACACUCUGGGAUAUGCUCCAAGCAGUGUUGGUGGCUAUGGACUUGGGAUGGAUGGUAAAUUCAGCGCGGUUGCUGGUGGUCGAAGUGGGUUUUCUCCUUUUGGUGCUGGUUAUGGAAUAAGCAUGAACUUUGAGCCAGGGUUGAACCUGAAUUUUGGAAAUGGUGCAAAUUUUAGUGGUAACAUGAGCUAUGGACAGGGAUUGAACCCGUACUAUAUUGGUAAUACAAAUAGACUUGAUAGUCCUAUUGGGCAUGAUAGAAGUAGUGGAGGUAGUACUUCUUUUUUCAGCUCAGCGACUCGGAAUCUUUGGGGGGGAAAUGGGGGACUUAAUUACAACACAAAUGCUGCUAGUUCCGGUGCAUACAUGGGAUCUGGAAGUGGGAGUUUAAGAGGAAAUGCCUUGGGAAACAAUGGAACUAAUUGGGGUUCUUCUGCCAUUUCCGGUCAAGGUGGAAGGGAUAACAUUUCUGGCAAUAGUGUGAAUUUUGGCAAUGGAAAUGGUGAUAACAACUUUGGGUUAGGAACAGCAGGGUAUGAGAGAAACAUUGGGACCAAUGUGGUACCAGCAUCAUCAUAUACAGCAUCGAAUGGUGGUUAUGAUAUAUCCUUUGCAAACCUUCCUGCAAGUGCUUCCAUUUAUGGGGAUACCACUUGGCAAUCAUCAACAUCUGUGCGAGACAGUUCUGGUACUUUCGGCUAUGGACUUGAUAGUGCCACUUCUGAUGUUACGCGUAAAAGUUCUCCUGGUUUUGUUGGUGGUUAUAAUGUUAAUAAGAGACAAGCAAAUAGAGGAAUUGCAACCUAGAAGAUUCUUUUGGUUUAUCACAAUAGUGUAGGUGAAGAUAAUCUUGUGAAGCAGGUAAUCUGUGAAUUCUGCGCAUUUCCCUCGUCGAAUAUAAGAGAAAGUCGGUUACCUGAGCUAACUGGGUUGCCUGUUUCAGGGAAUUAAGAUUUAGAUAUAGAAAUCACAAGGCAUUUUGUGUUAAGGCUUGAGUUUCAAGUUACCUUUUUUGUUUUGUUCGGAUUUUUCAUUAUGUAAAAUCAGAUUGCGGGAUAUAAUCAGAAAAUGUAUCAUACAUCUCAUGUGAGACGGCGAUGCAUAACACGAAAUGGACUAAUGUUCAGUGAUGGUUGUGGCGAUCUUUGGGGUCGUGUUUCAGCCAGAUUGUACUUGAGGUUCUUGUUGAUAUACUUAGUGUGAAACACUAGGAAGGGAUUAAAAAGGGCUAAACCCAUCUAGGGUCCCCUCUUGAAUAAUUUACAACAUAUAUAUGCAGGUUCUUUUUCCAUUGAAUCUUUCUUUAUGAAAUGAACUAUUUGAAUUGAUUUUUUUA
This is a messenger RNA of Gossypium raimondii (Peruvian cotton), 2402 nucleotides long. RefSeq names its product heterogeneous nuclear ribonucleoprotein 1. The transcript has 5 exons. The record is from RefSeq and is a predicted model, not a curated record. Gene Ontology annotation, molecular function: RNA binding. NCBI's taxonomy places the organism in Eukaryota, Viridiplantae, Streptophyta, Magnoliopsida, Malvales, Malvaceae. Bases 434 to 1873 code for a protein of 479 amino acids.